Molecule: messenger RNA, 978 nt
Organism: Suillus fuscotomentosus
Lineage: Eukaryota; Fungi; Basidiomycota; Agaricomycetes; Boletales; Suillaceae
Product: NADP-dependent oxidoreductase domain-containing protein
Exons: 8
Coding region: 1-978 (325 amino acids)
Cellular component (GO): cytosol
Molecular function (GO): aldose reductase (NADPH) activity
Source: RefSeq, a predicted model, not a curated record
AUGUCUUUCGGAAAGGUUCUUGAGCUGAACACAGGUGCGACCAUCCCCGAGAUCGGUCUCGGCACCUGGCUCUCCAAACCGAAUGAAGUCGAAAGUGCUGUCGAGAUUGCUGUCCGCAAUGGUUACCGCCAUCUUGAUCUUGCCAUGAUCUACCGGAACCAGGACGAAGUCGGACGUGCGUUGAAGAAAGUCAUACCGUCCGUUGUGACUCGCGAGAAGCUUUUUAUUACCUCGAAACUCUGGAACUGCUCGCAUCAGCAAGGACCAGCCGAGGCUGAACUUAAUGAGACGUUGAAGCAGCUUGGACUCACCUACCUCGAUCUCUAUCUUGUACACUGGCCUGUAGCAUUUGAGCCUGGAAACGGUCUUACUCCCCCACAUCCGGCCAAGGAAGGAGAGGCACAUCUGGACCUCAAGACCUCCCUUGUCGACACCUGGAGAACGAUGAUCAAGCUGAAGGAAACCGGCAAGGUCAAAGCUAUUGGUGUUUCCAACUUCACGAUCGAACACAUCAGAGGCUUGAUUGACGCUACUGGCGUCGUUCCUGCUGUUAACCAGAUCGAGGCUCACCCUGUGCUUCCUCAAGAUGACCUCGUUGCAUAUUGCAAGCAGGUUGGCGUCCACAUCACCGCUUACAGUCCGCUAGGCAACAACUUCGUUGGCAAACCUAUGCAUACCGAAAACGCUGUGGUGAAACAAGUCGCCGAGAAACUCGGUGCAACCCCUGCCCAGGUUCUCAUUGCUUGGGGCGCUUACCGGGGUUACUCUGUUAUCCCAAAGUCUGUGCAAGAGGGCCGAAUCAUCUCGAAUUUCAAGCAGGUUGCACUCAGCGAGGAAGACUACAACAAGAUUACAGCAAUUAAAGCGGGCAAGUCCGAGCGUUUCAAUAUUCCUAUUGGCUUUAAACCCAAGUGGGACAUCAACCUGUUUGAUGAGGAACUGGAAAAGACUGCUACCAACAAGGUCAAUAUUGCAUAG